This is a messenger RNA of Pelobates fuscus (common spadefoot toad), 2116 nucleotides long. RefSeq names its product cAMP regulated phosphoprotein 19 (gene ARPP19). Gene Ontology annotation, cellular component: cytoplasm. The transcript is spliced from 3 exons. Bases 116 to 469 code for a protein of 117 amino acids. The record is from RefSeq and is a predicted model, not a curated record. NCBI's taxonomy places the organism in Eukaryota, Metazoa, Chordata, Amphibia, Anura, Pelobatidae. Gene Ontology annotation, molecular function: protein phosphatase inhibitor activity.
CUUAUCACGUGACCGUGACGCACUCGCCAGCGCCGCCAUCUUCGUGUGGAGGGAGCCGGGAGGUAUCGCAGGGCGCUGUGAGAGGAGGCCGUCAGCCACAGUAUCUCCCUCCGCCAUGUCCACCGAGAACCAGGAGAGCAGCGUGCCGGAGGAGAACGUUACGGACGAGCAGAAGGAAAUGGAUGAUAAGGUGGUCAGCCCUGAGAAAGCUGAAGAAGCAAAAUUAAAAGCUAGAUAUCCACACCUGGGGCCUAAGCCUGGAGGGUCAGACUUCUUGAGAAAACGACUUACAAAAGGACAAAAAUAUUUUGAUUCUGGGGACUACAACAUGGCCAAGGCGAAAAUAAAGAACAAGCAACUUCCAGCAGCUGCUCCGGACAAAACAGAAGUCACUGGUGAUCAUAUUCCUACUCCACAGGACCUUCCGCAGAGGAAACCUUCUCUGGUUGCCAGCAAGUUGGCUGGUUGAUCAACUCGCCUAUCUGCAUGAAACCACCUCAUUCCCAUUUAUUUUCUGCCUUUUUUUUUGUUUUCCUUUUUUUUUUUUUUUUUUUCCAUGAUUUUUCACUUUUCUUUUUUCCUUUCUGCUCUUUCUUCCUAAACACUGUAGUCGGGCUGACGGCUUGGCUUAGGCAGUAGUAUGGCAAGCAGCUGUCUGGAGUGUAGGAUAUGUAGAAUAGUCUGAAAACAAUGCACUGAUAAAUAGACCUGUUUUGGUAUAGCAAUGUAAAGUUAAGCUACUUGAAAACAAACACAACAUUUAAUUGUACAUAAUGCCUCUAUCAGGUAUAAGCGAUGGACACUUCUGUGGGUUUUACUGUUUUAAUGUUUUGCUUUUCUUUCACAACUUGAUUUCUUCAUAACGUAGUAUUUUGUGUUUUUUUUUUUUUUUUUUUUUUUUUUUUUUUUUUUUUUUUUUAAAUUUCCCUUCCUUUUCAACUUUUCUUUGGAGUUUAAGACCACAAAUUAUGUUUUGAAAGAAAGCAUGUCAAAUCAAACUGGGUUCUCAAAGGUUGUUCUCAGCUUUCUGCCCUUUUAACUUGAAUGGCCUUAAACCUUUCUCAGCUUUAACGAUAGGAUUCGACUUGGGCAAUAUUUGCUCACAUGGCUGUAACCUUUCAUGAACCUAGUAUGUAAUGAAAGAGACCUGUUGAAGCUGGUAUUUUCCUGGUUAGUAGUGUAGAACCUUAUGUUGAAGAUGUGGAUGAAGUGUGCAUGUGCAUAGACUGUUGAAUUCACUUUUGUGCCAUUUUGUAAAUACAAUAGUUUUGCACAACCUUUUUGCAAACAUGUACUAAUUUUUACAGUUUACAAGAUCUGUAUGUAAAGCUGUAGCACAUUUUAGUUUUCAAAUUUAAACAGAAAAAAAAACAAUCUCCCUGGUUAAUUUCAUGAAGAUCAUUCAAAAUUUGUUUUUGUUCAGUUUUUGUUUCGUUGUAAAAAUGGAUUUAUUUGUGGACUUUUUUUAUGGGAUGAAACAAACUGUAUUUCAAGGAAUUAAUUUGGUGAGCCAGGAAAAAGCAACUUAUGCCUGUUCAUGCUGCUGUAGUUUCAUCUUACAAAGAGUAACGAGUCCUCAUAACAGCGCAGAUAUUCCCGGCCUACCUGUGGUUUACACAAUUGUAGAGCAGCCGCAGAUUGUGUCGCAUGCCUAUGUCGAGAAAUUUGCAUGUAUUUUUUUUUUGUCCAUGGCUCCAGGUUACGUGGACCUGCAUGGUACAUGCAUACAUCAAUCUGUGGCACUAAGGGAGGGGAUCUGCUAGUCUGCAGCAAAUUUUUAAGGCAUUAAAACUGACUCCAUAUAUCUGUAUAUUCUAUCCAAUGCUAAUAUAAAAGUUUGGAAUAGUUUGGGGUUGUGACCAGAAGAUAAAUGUUCUGUGUUAACAUGCAUUCGGGACACAUAUUCCAAAACAAACCGUAAAUUUACAACAUAAGCAAAUUCUAAGGUUCGAUAACUGCUAAACCUUCAAGGUGUAUAUUACUGUGCUUAUUGGUGUCCAACAGCAGUCAUUAAUUGGUAUCAACAUUUUAAAGUAGUCUGUGUUAGCAUAUGAACUACAAUAAUGCUGGAUAUACUAAACAUUUAUGAAUAUUGUUAAUAAAGAUUACAACUGUA